AUGGGAGUACCCACCCCGGCCGAGACGCCCGUGUACGACAUGGGGCCGGCGUCCAAGCUGGCGUCCGGCGACCUCGAUGCGUCCAAGACAGCCUCAACAGCCGACCCCGAGGGCCAAGAGUGGCUGACAAAGGACGACGCCGCGCUCGAGGGGCUCGGCUACCGCCCCGAGCUGAAGCGCAACUUUAGCAGUCUCGAGACCUUUGGCGUCGCGUUCAGUAUCAUGGGCGUCGUGCCGUCCAUCGCGUCGACCAUCUUCUACAACCUCCCCUACGGCGGCCCCGUCGGCAUGGUGUGGGGCUGGUUCCUCUCGUCCAUCCUCAUCAUGUUCAUCGGGCUCGCGAUGGCCGACCUCGCGUCGAGCAUGCCGACAUCCGGCGGCCUGUACUACUGGACCUACAAGCUCGCGCCGCGCAAGUACGCCGCGUUCCUCUCCUGGAUGGUUGGCUUCCCCGUGCUCGCGGACAGUGCACGAUAUGAAACUACAGUGCUGACCUCAGACAACUCGUUCCUGGGCAACGUCGGCGCGACGGCAAGUGUGGCGUGGGGCUGCGCGGGCAUCCUGCUCGCGUGCGGCUCAGUGGCGGACGAGACGUUCGCGCCGAGUGUCGGCGUAACCUUCGGCGUGUACUGCGGCGUGCUGAUCACCUGCGGCUUCUUCUGCGCGUACGGCACAGCCCUGUUCGCGCGUCUGCAAACCCCGCUCGUGAUCCUCAACACUGCCCUUGCCCUCGUGACCAUCAUCGGCCUGCCCAUCGCACGGAGGGGACACCUGAACAGCGCCAAAUUCACGUUUGGCGGGUGGGAGAAUCUCUACGACUGGCCAAACGGGUUCGCGUUCUUCCUCUCCAUGCUCGCGCCGGUGUGGACGAUCUGUUCCUUUGACUGUGCCGUCAGUAUUUCCGAGGAGGCGGCGAAUGCCUCGGUCGCCGUGCCCCAGGCCAUUGUCGGAUCUAUCGGCUCCGCUGGCAUUCUCGGCACGAUCAUCCUCGCCAUCUUCGCGCUCUGCAUGGGCCCCUCUGUCGCCGACGUCAACGACAGCGCCAUCGGCCAGCCCCUCGCGUACAUCUACAUGCUCGGCUUUGGGCGGAACGGCACGCUGGCCAUCUGGUCCUUCAUCGCCGUGUCGUCUUAUGGCAUGGCGUGCUCCCUCCUUCUGCCGAGCAGUCGCCAGGCGUUCGCGUUCGCGCGCGACGGCGCGCUCCCCUUCUCCCGCUUCCUGUACAAGGUCGACCAGCGCAGCGGCACGCCCGUGCGCACCGUCUGGCUCGUAGUGGGGUGCUGCAUUCCGCUAGGUCUGCUCGGUUUCGCGGACCCGGUGAACCAGGCAGCCAUCAAUGCCAUCUUCGCCAUUGCCAUUCUUGGACCCUAUGUCGCAUACGGCAUCCCCAUCUUCGCCCGCGUCGUGUGGGGCAAGCACCUCUUCCACCCCGGUCCGUGGUACCUCGGCAAAUGGUCCAUUCCCGUCGCCAUCGUCGCGUGCGUGUGGAUGGUGUUCGCGCUCGUCCUCUUCUGCUUCCCGGCCGACAUGCACCCGACGGCCGGCACUAUGAACUAUGCGAUCGUCGUCAGCGCCGCCGUGUGGGCGUUCGCGAUUGGGUUCUGGUACUUCCCCAAGAUUGGCGGGAAGACCUUCUUCCACGGUCCCCGCACCGAGGACCUUAAUGACGAGCUUAUCCAGGCCUACGCUGAGGGGCACGUCGAGGACCCGGGCAAGACGAACGGCACCACUACCGUCGUCCAGGCCGUCGAGGAGCCGGAGGAGCAGCAGAUCAAGUAA
Molecule: messenger RNA, 1779 nt
Organism: Trichosporon asahii var. asahii CBS 2479
Lineage: Eukaryota; Fungi; Basidiomycota; Tremellomycetes; Trichosporonales; Trichosporonaceae
Exons: 2
Coding region: 1-1779 (592 amino acids)
Biological process (GO): transmembrane transport
Cellular component (GO): membrane
Molecular function (GO): transmembrane transporter activity
Source: RefSeq, a predicted model, not a curated record